AGUCGAAUCUCCUCCAAUCACUAUGCGAAGAGGGUGCCAGAUUCUAGUGUCAAGGAACACCCUUUUGUAGAAUCCGAGGUAGAUGUCGCUGAUGAUGUCAUGGAGCCUAGCUUACAAAAGUACGUGACAACAGUAAGCCGAGGUGAUUCGCUCCUUGGUGGUGGCGUAUUCGAUAUGGAGGACCAGGGAUCUUCUGAAAGCAUGAGAUUCACUGUGAGUGGACAAAGGCAUGUGGGGUUUUCUUCUUCUUCUUCUUCACUGAAACCAAAUUCUUCUGACUCAACUAAUUUUUGGAACUCGAGCAAAAGAGAAUGCGAUUCUCAGAGUAUAGGAAGUGGGAGGUUUGGUGACAUUAAGGACGUUCACGCGAUACCCAAUGUCGUAAUAGCGGCUGGAUCCACGUAAAUACCUGCGA
This is a messenger RNA of Neltuma alba, 415 nucleotides long. RefSeq lists its product as uncharacterized. NCBI's taxonomy places the organism in Eukaryota, Viridiplantae, Streptophyta, Magnoliopsida, Fabales, Fabaceae. The record is from RefSeq and is a predicted model, not a curated record. The transcript has a single exon. The annotation marks the transcript as partial.